CGCCGCUUUGCGGGCGUUUUUGGCCUUCUCUCGGACUCCACUACUACGUGUGACGAACGACCGACGACGAACCUCACCUACCUAUCUACCUACCUUGCUUGCGGUGGUCAACUCUGACUCUUUUCCACCACCACCACCAAUUAACACGACAACCUCGAGCGAUUUACAAUGUCAUCUCUUCGCACCACCCUCCUCCCCCUGACCCGCAGGGCGGCGGGAUUGGCGACGACUACAAGCAAGAGGGCGUUCUCCGCGACGGCGGCAAAGAAGGGGGGCCACAGUCCCCAGUACGACCCGCCGACGGGGUGGCUUUUCGGUGUGAAGCCUGGGGAGAAGUAUGUCAACGAGGGGUGGGAGAAUCUGUACUUUUAUGGGUUUUUGGGGAGUUUUGUUGUUUUUGGGGUUGCUUAUGCUUGGAAGCCCGAUACCUCCAUCCAAACCUGGGCUCUCGAAGAGGCGAGGAGGCGAUUAGAAGCCGAGGGCAUCCUUGAGGAUCCCGACAACAAGAAGAACUAAGAUGUUUUUCUGAUCGGUCAACUCGAAACUCCAAGCAAACAACGACUACGACUUGGCAGCAACAAGAGGGCAUAGCAACAAGGGACAGCAACUUGAACCAAAAAAAAAAGCUGGGAGAUGGGCGUGGGAUAUAUGUAAAUACAGAGGGGCAGACGGGAGAGAACAGGGCGAUCGAUAGAGGAGGAUCAAUUCACAGACCAACCAACCAACCAACCAACCAAGAACUAGACGGGGGUGGGAAAUUCUAUUCUUUUUUCGGUGUUUUGGAGAUAUGACGUAAUUUGGAC
Molecule: messenger RNA, 803 nt
Organism: Podospora pseudopauciseta
Lineage: Eukaryota; Fungi; Ascomycota; Sordariomycetes; Sordariales; Podosporaceae
Exons: 2
Coding region: 169-516 (115 amino acids)
Source: RefSeq, a predicted model, not a curated record